Molecule: messenger RNA, 291 nt
Organism: Penicillium daleae
Lineage: Eukaryota; Fungi; Ascomycota; Eurotiomycetes; Eurotiales; Aspergillaceae
Product: COX assembly mitochondrial protein
Exons: 2
Coding region: 1-291 (96 amino acids)
Cellular component (GO): mitochondrion
Source: RefSeq, a predicted model, not a curated record
AUGCAUUCCCAUCUUCAUACCUCAUACAACAUCAACUGCGAGGAGAUCAUGACAGCCCUCGACGAAUGCCACGCCAGAGGCUUCAUCUACAAAGCCCUUGGUAACUGCAACGAUAUCAAGCGCGAAGUCAACAAAUGCCUCUCGGUGGAACGAUACGACCGGGCAAAGAACAAUCGCGACAACGCACGCGACAAGCGGCAGCGCAUCGAGGAAAUCUGGGCUAAAGAGCGGGCCUUGGAUCAGCCUGCUCAGAGCCCUGCUGCAGAGACCUCGGGUGCUGCCAAGCAGUGA